AAUUGCACAUACACUGGUGGGAGUGGCCAUGGCUUUAAAUUUCAGCACUCCACCGGACACCACACCAAACUUCCCAGCCAGCCUUUAGCACCACAUCCAAACAGAGAAGGCUUCACCGUCUUCACCAUGGCCUCACUCAGCGAAGCAAAUGCUAAAUUCUGCUUUGACUUUUUCAAAGAGCUCCAGAAAUCAAAAAGAAAUGAAAACAUCUUCUUCUCCCCUCUGAGCAUCUCUUCGGCCAUGGCCAUGGUCCUCCUGGGUGCUAGAGGCAACACGGCCAAACAGAUGGAAAAGGCGCUUCAUUUUGAUGAAGUUUCAAGUUCUUCUGGAGGAAGUACAAAGCAUGGUAGCUCUGAGUGUGAAGAAACUGGAGAAGUUCAUUCUCAGUUCCAGGCACUCUUAUCAGCAAUCAACAGGCCCAGCACCCAUUUUUCUCUAAGCAUUGCUAACAGGCUGUACGGAGCAAAGGGUUUUCAAUUCCUUGAGCAAUACUUGAAGUGCACAGAGACACUGUACCAUGCUGGGCUGGAAACUGUUGACUUUAGCAAUGCUCUAGAAGAAACCAGAAAAAAAAUUAACACCUGGGUGGAAGAACAGACCAGUGGUAAAAUCAAAGAGUUGUUCGCAGAGCGCGUUCUAGGUUCAGCUACUGUCCUGGUGCUGGUCAAUGCUAUCUACUUUAAAGGAAAGUGGACUUUAGAAUUUAAGAAAGAAGACACCAAGGAAAGACCUUUCAGGUUAAACAAGAAUCAGACCAAGAAUGUGCAGAUGAUGUUUCAGAAUGGCUACUACAAUCUGGCCAUCAUAGAGGAACCUGAGAUUCAAGUGCUCGAACUCCCCUACGGUGGAGAAGGAGAAGGAGAACUGAGUAUGUUCAUUUUUUUACCAAAAGAUAUCAAGGAUAACUCCACUGGCCUGGAACAGCUUAACAGCGCACUCACCUAUAAAAAAUUUGUAGAGUGGACCACGAUGACGAACAUGCAUAAACAAAGCGUGAAUGUGUACCUGCCCCGAUUCAAGAUUCAGGAAAGCUAUGACCUUGGGGAAACUCUGCAGGCUAUGGGGAUGCUUGAUUUGUUUGACACUUCAAAGGCUGAUUUAUCAGGAAUGAAUGGAAAGCGUGAUCUGGCUGUGUCCAAAGCCAUCCAUAAAUCUUACGUGGAUGUUAAUGAAGAGGGCACUGAAGCAACUGCUUCUACAGGGGUUGACAUAAUUUUUACAAGUCCUGGGAUGCCUUAUGCGUUUAAGGCUGACCACCCCUUCCUCUACCUUAUCAAAGACAAUGUAACCAGGAGCAUUCUCUUUUAUGGCCAAUGUACCUCUCCUUAACUGGAGGGCACUUUGAAACAAUAUAGGAAGACCUACAACCUUGUUGUAGUGAGGAUAAAAGAUAAUAUUUCUCAAGUUUUUUGAAAUUUUGCAAAUUUGAAAUGAGAGAUUUUUUAAUGCAAUGGCUUCUAAGAAAAGUCUCCUAAUACAGUGGCCAGCAACCUUUGACAAGCUGUGGCCAAAACCAUACGGCUCCAGUCUGGUGUGGACCAAGUGCCUUUAGCAGCACAUUGGCAGUGGGGAGUUUUUCCUGCGCCCAAGCCAGGGUCAGGCAUCUAGGAGCUGUGCCUGUGCCACUGCCACUGCUUCUCUCAGCCCCCUACCCUCUGGCUGGGGGGGAGAGUGCAGCUUCCCACUGGCUGAAAGCUUUGCCUAUGCUACAACUGAGGGACGGUGGUGGUGAUAAGUGGCAGAGGCCUGGGUGCAGCUAGAAACUGCCCAGCUCUUGCACAACCCCUUGCUGCCUGACCUUGACAUGGGGGCAGGUGCAGGCACAGGCAAAGCUCUCCACCGCCAGUGGUUCUGCAGACUGAAUCUGAAUAUGUUGCUGGCCCCUCUUCUAUGAUGUUAUUGUCUUUUGCCUUUAUAUUGCUUAGAACUUAUUGUCUUUAUAUUGGUUAUUAUAAUGUAACCAAAGCAGCUAUCUCCUAAAUUUGAAAUCAUUUUGACUCCA
Messenger RNA from Alligator mississippiensis (American alligator), 2002 nucleotides. Its product is annotated as serpin B4-like. The record is from RefSeq and is a predicted model, not a curated record. NCBI's taxonomy places the organism in Eukaryota, Metazoa, Chordata, Crocodylia, Alligatoridae. Gene Ontology annotation, molecular function: serine-type endopeptidase inhibitor activity. The coding region runs from base 127 to 1329 and encodes 400 amino acids. Gene Ontology annotation, biological process: negative regulation of endopeptidase activity. The transcript is spliced from 8 exons.